GACGCGCAUUCGUGAACGCGCACGUUUGGAGGAAGAGAAGGAAAGCCCCGUAAAACAGGUUAAUUCUCUUCUUGGGGAGAACAGGAAUUCAGGCAGUCUGGCUGAUUCGGAGAAGUCAUGGGAAAAAUGGCAGUGGGCUUCGUACUGGUGUUUUUCUCUGUCACCUUGCUCUCAGGACUGAUGCACUAUGCUGCUAAUCACUAUAGACGUGGAGACAAGGGAAAACAGAGCAGGCCAAACUUCAUCAUUAUUUUGGCAGAUGAUAUUGGCUGGGGUGAUCUGGGGAUGAACCAGCCAGAUGUGGCCAGUCAGACACCUCAUCUCGACCGGAUGGCCCAGCAAGGAAUGAGGUUUACAGACUUUCACUCCCCCGCUUCCACGUGCUCGCCCUCCCGUGCUGCCAUCCUCACAGGGCGGCAUGGUCUGCGUAAUGGGGUGAUACACAACUUUGCCGUGGAUUCCAUCGGGGGGCUUCCUCUCAACGAGACCACUCUGGCCGAGGUCCUCCACGAAGCAGGAUACUACACGGCCAUGGUCGGAAAAUGGCAUCUUGGACACCAUGGGCCACAUCAUCCGAUUCACAGAGGAUUCGAUUAUUACCUUGGAAUCCCCUACAGCAAUGACAUGGGCUGCACAGACAUACCUGGUUAUGACCUUCCGGCUUGUUCGCCAUGUGAUCGAGAUGGACCUGCUGACAGUGAGAAGAAUGACUGUUAUUCUAAGGUGGCACUGCCUCUGUUCGAGAACCUGACCAUCAUAAAGCAGCCUCUGAAUCUCUGGACCCUGGCUGACACCUACACUCAGCCAGCUGUGCGCAUCCUCCGCACCUCAAGGCAGAGAGGGCAGCCCUUCCUGCUGUAUGUGGCGCUCUCCCACAUGCACGUUCCACUCUCCCCCGCUCCGUGCCUGGACGGAAGUGCCAAGGACGUAUACAAAAGUGCUCUGAGGGAGAUGGACGGCCUGGUGGGGGAGAUAAGGAGAGCGUCCGAUGAGAAUGAUAAGGGAAACACGCUAAUCUGGUUCACCGGCGACAAUGGCCCCUGGAACCAAAAAUGCCAGUUUGCUGGAGACGUGGGUCCUUUCCUAGGGACGUGGCAGACGGACAGGGGUGGGGGCUCAGCUAAAACAACCACAUGGGAAGGGGGGCACCGGGUGCCCACCGUGGCAUACUGGCCUGGGAGGAUCCCAGCCAACAUUACCAGCAACACCCUGCUUAGUGGUUUAGACAUUUUCCCGACCAUCCUCUCCCUGGCAGGCGUCCAGGCACCAUCUGACAGACACUACGACGGCAUCGAUGCCACUGACGUUCUGCUCCGUGGCUCAGAGACUGGACGUGAGAGCAUCAUGCAUCCUAACAGUGGAGCUGCCGGACAUUUUGGGGACCUGCAGACCGUCAGGCUGGGCCAGUACAAGGCUUUCUACAUGACUGGGGCUGCAGAAGCCUGUGGUGGAGGAAAGGGACAAGCAGAGGUCCACAGCCCCCCUCUGAUUUUCAACUUGUCAAGAGACAAGGCGGAGAGCAGGCCCCUGGACAGCAGCACGGCCGAAUAUGCGGCCAUCUCGGAGCGGGUGCGGGAGGAGAGGCAGGUGGUGCUGCGGGACAUCGCUGCAGACCGCGUGUCACACGCUGACUACUCAAGGGACCCCACUGCAGCCCCCUGCUGCAACCCGGCUCAUGUGACCUGCCGCUGUCAGGGCUGAGACUUCAUGGAGCUUCACUGUACAUUUAGCUGAAAGGGUUGGUUCAUCACCCACUGUUUCGAACCUCCUCCCAGUGCUGUAGGUGGGGAGUUGGUUCUCCUUGUUUCCCAUCAUAGUCCUGAAAUAGAUGCAUUUCCAUUGCUCAGUGUGUAUGUUGAAUGCGCGUUCUGUCUGAGCCUGUCAUUCUGUCCAGGGUGUCCCCUGCCAUGUGACCUUUGCUUCCUGGCUACAGGCUCAGUGAUCCUGUGCUGGAAAAGUGAUGAUGGAUGGAUGGAAAUAUUUUUGUAAUCAAACUGUCUAUAUUUAUGAUUGUUUUAAAAUAUAUUCAGUAAAAAGUAUAGUAUGUGCCGUGGUCACGGGGGACUCAAAACAGAGGCAUGACAGCUGGGUACAUGCAGAGUGCAUGGCCCUAGGGACACCUCAUGGAGAGCGUGCCAUAGAGUGACCAGAACCCCCGCAUGCUGACACGCCCCCUGCUGGGCAUAUGGGCACUUGCGGAUACCCUACUUAUGAGAGCCAGCCUCAGGUCACGGGAGUCGGCCCGCCCACACGCAUUCAGCCUAUAGCGGACUGGUAAGAAUCUGCAGGGUCCCCCUCCUACAACCUGAGUCUCACUGAGAGCAGCCUGCAUCUCAUGGGCUGUGGCUCCCUUCCUGCUUACGUGAAUACACAUGGGUGGAUGGGUAUUGCCUGUCCAACACAUGCUUUCUUCCCCCUCCUGGUGCACGUUGCAAAAGGAAUCACGAAAAAUGUCUCAGCUCUGUGGGACGUGGGACAUUAGGAAACGUUUUCUGUGCCGGCUUGUACUCGAUUUGUUCUUCAUUUUAUGUUUCUCAUUUGAUGUUUUUUAUUGUUUUUAAUGAUGUGAAUCUCUACAGCACUUUGGUCAACCUUGGUUGUUUAGAAGUGCUUUAUAAAUAAAUCUUGAUUUGAUUUGA
This is a messenger RNA of Paramormyrops kingsleyae, 2639 nucleotides long. RefSeq names its product arylsulfatase G. The record is from RefSeq and is a predicted model, not a curated record. Gene Ontology annotation, molecular function: arylsulfatase activity. NCBI's taxonomy places the organism in Eukaryota, Metazoa, Chordata, Actinopteri, Osteoglossiformes, Mormyridae.